AUGGAGGUCAUUAUGCCAACAAAUAAAUUAGACGACAGGUUCAGAAAAGAAGAUUACAAACCUGUAGACAAAAUGGAGUCAAAUAUGGAUCAAAUUGAAUCUCAGAAAACAACAAGGGGAGUACCACCGACUAUUUCAACAAAAAAGACAACUGGAUAUGAAGACGUUGAUUUGGAUGAUACAGAUAUGAAAUUUAAACCAUUGAGUAACGAGGAAACGAUUGAAAAAGUUAAACAACAUAAUGAAGAAUACAUGAAGAAACAGAAGGAAGACGAGGAAACAGAGAAAGAUAAUCCAACAACACCACCUCAAGCUGCUGUGUAUGCUUGUGUAAACAAACCUAACAAUACGGUAACUAUAGAAAACAAACCUCCUGCUGAUCAAGAGGAAGAAGAUUUGUAUGAGGAAUCAAAGGAAGGGCUGUAUGAUACAUCUGGCGACAGGCGUCACAAGGAAAACAUUACUGUCGAAAAUUACAAUUCAACGAAUAAUCUCAAUAAUGCCCCUGACUGA
This is a messenger RNA of Mytilus californianus (California mussel), 513 nucleotides long. RefSeq lists its product as uncharacterized. Lineage: Eukaryota; Metazoa; Mollusca; Bivalvia; Mytilida; Mytilidae. The coding region runs from base 1 to 513 and encodes 170 amino acids. The record is from RefSeq and is a predicted model, not a curated record. The transcript is spliced from 4 exons.